AUGUUUCUUGGAAUUUUGCCUGUCAAUCGCUUUAUUUGCCGUGAAGAUACAAGCUCUUCAGAUACUCUGGUCAAAGACAUCACCGGCUCCCCUCCCGUCGCUGCGGUCGGUCUUCCUUCUCCUCGCCGCCGUUGCCACUGCUUCUUCCACCCUCGCCGGCGUCAGACCUUCUUUCUCCUUGCGAACAUCCUUUUCUUCCUUCCCGUCGCUGGCAUCCUGAACUUGUUUGAAGCUAAUAAACCAGGAAGCCUUAUCAACAACUACGUGACUCAGUUAAGUUGUAUGUUGUCAAGCAAAGCAACAAAUCUUGUGAGCCUCCAAGCCCGCCUCAGCAGGUUCCAUCAUCACCUCAAGGAGAUUCUCAGCCAUAAGAGGGCUGCCAUACAUGAAGCCAUGGAACAACAAACAAUAUCCAUAACCAAAGCAGGAAUAACAACAAUUUUGAAUUCCAAGACUUCUGUAUUAGCUGCAACAAACCCUCCAUCAGGUUGUUAUGAUGAUCUCAAAACUGCACAAGAUUGUAGAGAACUUGUACAUAUUCUUCUUGUUGUUAGCGCUGAAGCUACUGCUCAAGACACGCAACAUGGAGGUACAACUCUACAUACUGCUGCUAUGACUAAUGAUUUGGAGUUAGUUAAAAUUAUUCCUUAUGCUGGAGUUGAUGUGAACAUAAGGAAUGUGCAAAAAACCAUUCCUUUGCAUGUGGCAGUAGCAAGAGGAUCAAAAUCAUGUGUUGGAAUGCUUCUUUCUGCAGGUGGUCUGUCGGCGGAGCUCGAUCUCGAUGUAGACGGAAUCAGAUGGACCGCCUUGGAUGAGCAAGAAAAGGUAGGUCCUGUGAAUCAAUGGAAGGUUGCAUUCAUCCCACAAUUUAGGAGUCAUCUCUUCAAUAAUUGCACUGCAGCUGGUGCUUCUUGUCAAACCCAUUGGCAACCCCAUUUCGUGCAGAACUACCCACCCCACCCCUACCCCUACCUACCCACCCACCCCACCCCACCCUCUCCUGUAGAUACAAACUCCAGUGUUGCACAUCUCUCAAGUGGUGAAUCAGAAUUGGAGUCUUCAGAUGAGGAAAAUGUUGGAGGUAAGAGAAAGCAUAUAAAAUGGGAAUCCAUAGUGGGUCCCGCUGUUGACAAAAAUGUAGCACAUGAAGUUGUUGGAUUGAGAGCUGCAACUUUAGGUCACUCUCUCUGGGAAUCAGCAACCUGUACGCACAGAAAUUACAGAGGCUGCAAUGGAAAGGGUUCAGAAAAACUGUCACUUCUGAUUAUAGAAGCAUAUAGAGAUGCCCAUCAAAAGAGUGUCCAGGUAUAUAGAGUUUCAGAUACGGAACUUGUGAGUGUGCUUUCGAGUGCAGAAGAUGAGGUCAAUGUAGCUUGCUUUCAUCCUCUUGCUGGAAGUGGUCUUGUUUAUGCAACCAAGGAAGGCAAACUUACAAUCCUUCAGCAUGAUGGUGGUCAUGCGCCCAGACCUGAUCACUUUUUUGAAGCAAGAGCAGUUGAGAUAUCUUAUUUAACUGCAUUGCAACUUGGAAUUAAAUGGAUAUUUUUUGGAGGGAUUUUCAUAAGGGGUGAAUGCUCAUGA
Lactuca saligna is the source of this 1581-nucleotide messenger RNA. NCBI's taxonomy places the organism in Eukaryota, Viridiplantae, Streptophyta, Magnoliopsida, Asterales, Asteraceae. The record is from the annotation of a GenBank genome assembly.